UCCGGUGAUCUGGAGGCCUGCAUACCCAUAGAACGCAAGUUCCGGCGGACUAAGUGUCACUUCCGGUGGAGUGGGUUACUUCCGGCUGCUAGAGUGCGACUUCCGGUGGCCUGUCUAGCACUUCCGGUGAGAUUCAUUACUUCCGGUCCAUAGAGCGCGACUUCCGGCGCACUCCCUGGCGCUUCCGGUGAGUUGGAUCACUUCCGGCCGAUAGAGCGCGACUUCCGGCGGUCCGACGGUCGCUUCCGGCAUCCUGGAGCGCGGUGCAGAGAGCCCCUGCUGAUGCCUGUCCCGGGCUGUGGCGGCUCCGGCCGGAGGAGCUGGCGCUGGGGAAGGUAAUAUUGCAUCAUUUGAACAGCCCGGUUAAAUAACACGCUGUCAUCGAACGUCACGAGUGAGCGGUUAGCGCCCGGGGAGGAUUCCGGUUAUCUGCGGCUGCGGGGAAGAGGAGACGAAGCGGUGAAAAUAAAUAAUAGGCAGUAAAAACCGGAAUAACGAAAACGUCCCCGCUGCCGGAGACACCGCCACCCGCUCCCUCGCUGUGGCAUCGUACGUCGCGCCCACAACCUGGUCAGGAACGACGCGCUUGAGUUUUUCUGUCUGGAAAAGAAAAGACGGCGUUGUUGGCGUUUGCGUCCGCCGAGACUGCGCGCGCUGCCAGGCUGGCACCGGCGCUGCCUUCGGACAGGACAGGCUGCCAGAGCAGAAUUCCAUCGCGUAAGGGGACACAGCGCUCCCAGCCCCGCAUGGACCCAGGUGCCCACGGCCCCAAGGCAGGAGCGAACCGGGGAGACGCCGGAGCAGCAGGUGACGCGCAGGAGGAGCUCACGGAGACGGGGGGCACGUCCCCCGGGCAGGAGACGGAGCAGGAACGCGAUGGAAGUAGCGGGACGUCGCGGUCGCGCCCCAACACGUGCGAGGCGUGCGGGAAGAGCUUCAGCCUGCGUUCCAACCUGCUGACCCACCGCCGCAGCCACCUGGGCGAACGGCCCUACGCCUGUCCGGAGUGCGGGCGCUGCUUCGGGCAGAGCUCCCACCUCCUCACACACCAACGGCUUCACACCGGCGAACGGCCCUACCGUUGCCGCGACUGCGGCCGAAGCUUCAACGUUAACUCGGACCUGGUGAAGCACCGGCGGACGCACACGGGCGAACGGCCCUACCCCUGCCCCGAGUGCGGGCGGCGUUUCGGCAGCAGCUCCAACCUCACCCGGCACCAACGGCUUCACACGGGCGAACGACCCUACCGCUGCCCCGACUGCGGCGAGAGUUUUCGGGACUGCCCGUCGCUCACCAUCCACCGACGCGCCCACACCGGCGAGCGGCCCUACCCCUGCCCGGCGUGCGGCAAAGCUUUCACCGACAGCUCGCUGCUGGCCAAGCACCAACGCACUCACCGCGCCGAGAAAUCCUUCGCCUGCCCCGACUGCGGCAAAAGCUUCUCCACCAGCUCCUACCUGCUGCGGCACCGCCGAACCCACCUGCCCGAGAAGCCGUACCGCUGCGGGGAGUGCGGCCGCGGCUACAGCCAGUUCGCCCACCUCACCACCCACCAACGCGUCCACACCGGCGAGCGGCCUUACGUCUGCCCCGACUGCCGCAAGAGCUUCACCACCAGCUCCGCGCUCACCAAACACAAGCGCGUCCACACCGGCGAGCGACCCUACGUCUGCCCCGACUGCGGCAAGAGCUUCACCCAGAGCUCCAACGUCAUCACCCACUGGCGCCUGCGGCACGGAAAAUCCCUCUGUGGGAGGAGGGAUGAGGAUGAGGACAGGGAUGAAGACAGGGACGGGGAAGAGGAGGAGGAGGACAGGGAUGGCAACGAGGAUGAGGAUGAGGAUGGGGAUGAAGAUGAGGACAGGGAUGGCAACGGGAAUGAGGAUGAGGAUGGGGAUGAGGAUGAGGACAGGGGUGUGGAUGGGCUGAACUUCCUGGGUCACCGGCGGCUCCUCCAUCCGGGAGCCGGGGCGGAGCAGCCCGAAGGCGGCCGGCGGCUCUUCCCCGAGCAGCCGGGACCGCGGCAGCCCGAGGUGCUGCCGGGUUUCGAAGCGGCGGGCGGCAUCGGCAUCAUGCAGGACAGCUACGAGUCCCUGAUCCUGCUGGACUUCCCAAUUCCCAAACCCAACGUCAUCUCCCGGCUGGAGCUGGAGGAAGAGCUGGGGGUGCCGGAUCCGAACGAUUCCAAGGAAUGGGAAAUCCUCAGGGUGGCCCCCGCAGAUGACGGGAUGGGGAGUGAGAACGAGGAGGAGGAGGGUCCCGAACCGGACGGUCCCGAGAUGGCGGAGCUGGACGUCAUCCUGUCGCGGGGGGCAGAGGAGGGCGUCCCCCAGUCCCCCGUGCUCGGGGACGCCUGCCAAAGCCGCCGCGACCCACCCUGGGACCCCCGGGAUCCCCCCGAGGAACAUCUGACGCGUCCUCCCCGCGGCGGUGCGGUGACCGGCGGUCGAGGGGGUCGACGGGCGCGAAGGGGAGACGCCCCGAAAACCUGCCGGCAGUGCGAGAAGACCUUUUCCCGGCGGUCGGAGCUGCUGAUCCACCAACGGUUGCACACGGGGGAAAAACCCUACAAGUGCCUGGACUGCGGGAAGAGCUUCACCCGCAGCUCGAACCGCAACGCCCACCAACGCAUCCACAGCGGGGACAGACCCUACAAGUGCCCCGACUGCGGGAAAAGCUUCGGCCAGAGCUCGGACCUGGCGAAGCACCAGCGGCUGCACGCCGGCGAACGUCCCUACGCCUGCGCCAAAUGCGGGAAAAGCUUCAGCUGGAGCUCCGAUCUCGUCGUCCACCAACGCAUCCAUACCGGCGAACGACCCUACAAGUGCCCCCAGUGCGGGAAGAGCUUCAACCGUAGCUCCAACCUCAACACGCACCAGAGGACCCACCUGGGCGAACGGCCCUACAAAUGCGCCGACUGUGGCAAGAGCUUCAGCUACAGCUCGGCGUUCCUCAAGCACCAACGUACCCACACCGGCGAGAAACCUUACCAGUGCACCGGUUGCGGCAAGAGCUUCUUCGAAAGCUCGGCGCUCAUCCGUCACCAACGUAUCCACACCGGCGAGACCCCCUACCAAUGCCCGCACUGCGGGAAGAGCUUCAAGCAGAGCUCGGCGCUCAUCACCCACCUGCGUACCCACACCGGCGAGAAGCCCUACCAGUGCGGCGAUUGCGGCAAGAGCUUCAUCGUCAGCUCGGCGCUCAUCAGGCACCAACGGGUUCAUCUGGGACAUACCCCAGCACCAUGUCACCGAAGCGCUGCAGAGGGUCCGCAGCCCCCCAAGCUGACCACGGCAAGGUCGCCGCCGCCGCCGAGGCCGAAACCGCGUCCCGCGGCCGCGGCGGGCGAAAACGUAAGGAGACGGUGGUCCGUCAACGCGCGGCCGGGCGGGGAGCACCCCAACAUCUGCGUGGAGUGCGGCAAGAGCUUCGCGCAGAGCGCGGCGUUGGCGUCGCACCGGCGUAGCCACGGCGGGGAGAAACCCUUCGCCUGCCUCGACUGCGGCAAAAGUUUCGGUCUGGGAGCCAACCUCCUCCGGCAUCGGCGAACCCACGCUGGCGGCAACCCGCGGAGCUGCCGGGACUGCGGGAAGGAGGUGGGGUCCGGUACCGUCGUCGCCGGAUCGGCACCGCGUUCCGCCGGCCAGAAACCGUACAAGUGCGUCGACUGCGGGAAAAGCUUCGGCCGCCCCAAGCAGCCCCCCGGCAACUCCCCGGCGAAACGGCGUCGCCGGGAUGGCGCCGGCGGUGAAAAGCCGCCGACCGUGGCCAUCCCCAACACUUGCGCCGAAUGUUGGCAAAGCUUCAGCCAGAAUUCGGAUUUGGUGAAACACAUGCGCAUCCACACCGGCGAGAAACCGUACGCCUGCCCGCACUGCGGCAAACGCUUCAACGUCAGCUCCAACCUCAUCCGCCAUCAACGCAUCCACACCGGCGAGAAACCGUACGCCUGCUCCGACUGCGGCAAGAGCUUCACCGACAAAUCCACCCUCACCCAGCACCGGCGUAUCCACACCGGCGAGAAACCGUACGUCUGCGCCUACUGCGGCAAGAGCUUCAGCCGUAGCUCGCAUCAUAAGCGACAUCAGCGAACCCACGCCGGGCAAAAUCCCAUCUCCCUCCUGCCCCUCUGGCCGUACCCCAGCCAGCCCUGCUAGGGGGUGGGGGGGGGGACACACCACACACACACACACACGCGUGCGACACG
Messenger RNA from Grus americana (Whooping crane), 4207 nucleotides. RefSeq names its product zinc finger protein 135-like. The coding region runs from base 747 to 4157 and encodes 1136 amino acids. The transcript has 13 exons. NCBI's taxonomy places the organism in Eukaryota, Metazoa, Chordata, Aves, Gruiformes, Gruidae. Gene Ontology annotation, molecular function: RNA polymerase II cis-regulatory region sequence-specific DNA binding; DNA-binding transcription factor activity, RNA polymerase II-specific. The record is from RefSeq and is a predicted model, not a curated record. Gene Ontology annotation, biological process: regulation of transcription by RNA polymerase II.